This is a messenger RNA of Cynoglossus semilaevis (tongue sole), 3882 nucleotides long. RefSeq names its product Usher syndrome 1Ga (autosomal recessive) (gene ush1ga). The transcript has 3 exons. Gene Ontology annotation, biological process: equilibrioception; sensory perception of light stimulus; sensory perception of sound. Lineage: Eukaryota; Metazoa; Chordata; Actinopteri; Pleuronectiformes; Cynoglossidae. Bases 135 to 1553 code for a protein of 472 amino acids. The record is from RefSeq and is a predicted model, not a curated record. Gene Ontology annotation, molecular function: protein binding.
UAACUCGGCGGAGCACAGGGGCACUCCAUCCGGUCUGAGUCCACCACUGACCCACAUGCAGAGCAUAAUGAUGCUGGUGGUGGAGUCGGUGGAGUCGAUGAAGAGCGGACUGAGCCUGAUCCUGAUCCUCAACCAUGAAUGACAGAUACCACAAGGCAGCCAGGGACGGAUACCUGGACCUGCUGAAGGAGGCCACUAGGAAGGACCUCAACGCCCCGGAUGAAGAUGGCAUGACACCGACGUUAUGGGCCGCUUACCACGGCAACCUGGAGGCGCUGAGGCUAAUCGUGGCCAGAGGAGGAAACCCUGACAAGUGUGACAUAUGGGGUAACACACCGCUCCACCUGGCGGCUGCCAACGGUCACAUGAACUGCCUCUUCUUCCUGGUGUCUUUCGGUGCCAACAUAUGGUGCCUGGACAACGACUACCACACGCCGUUGGACAUGGCCGCCACAAAAAACCACAUGGAUUGCGUCCGCUACCUGGACUCCAUCGCAGCCAAGCAGACUAGCCUGAACACCAAGCUGGUCAGCAAGCUAAAGGAUCGGGCCUUUCGAGAAGCCGAACGGCGAAUCAAGGAGUGCAUGAAGAUGCAGAAGAAACACCGCAAACGAAUGGAGAAGAAGCAUCACAGGGAGGUCUCCGAAGCUUCUGCAUCUGAUGUCAUGAGUUUUUCUAGUUACACUGGCAGCUCUGUUAGCCACAAGCUGCGCCAUUACAAUGCUGCUACUGUCAGCGUGCCAUAUUCACAGGCUACUCUCCAUGCCACAAAUCGAGGGAAGACUAAAAUUCAGAAGAAGCUGGAGAAGAGAAAACAAGGAGAUGGGACUUUUAAAAUCUAUGAGGACGGAAGAAAAAGUGUGCGCUCGCUCUCUGGGCUUCAGCUGGGCAAUGACGUCAUGUUUGUCAAGCAGGGGACGUAUGUGAAUCCGAGAGAGCGAGGACGCCGCAACAUUCGGGACAUGUUCCCCCGAGACAAUGACGAUGCCAUUUCACGUGCCAUGAGCGAGCCGGACUUCCAUGGGCCUGACAUUGACUUUUCUGAGAUCAGCACCGACUCUGGGCACGAUUCCUUGUUCAACCGGCCUGGUCUGGGCACCAUGGUAUUUAGGAGGAACUAUGUGAGCGGGGGCAUGUUUGACCUUGGUCACAGGGAUGAGGCCGGGACCAGCCAUUCUGGUAAUAAUGUGCGUUUACGUAGCCGUCUACAGCCAUAUCCGAGUGCAGACGAAGAUAGCAUCGGCAGUGCACGCAGUCUACAGGAGAGGAAUGUAGAGGAACUGCCCUGGGACGAGGUAGAACUGGGACUGGAUGAUGAUGACGAACCUGAAACGAGUCCUCUAGAAGUGUUCCUGGCCACCCAGAGCAUGGUGGAGUUUUACUCCAUCUUCAGGAGAGAGAAGAUUGACCUUGAAGCGUUGCUGCUCUGCUCCGACCUUGACCUUAAAAGUAUCCACAUUCCCCUAGGACCACGGAAAAAGAUCUUGGACGCCUGCAAGAGACGACUGGAGACAAUAGAAGACCCAGACUGUAUAGAGGACACAGAACUAUGACUUUGGAGACACACUUUACUUUUUUAUGUUUGGAACCUGAUUUAGCAAGGACGUAUUGUUUAUUAUUGUUUUCUCUUUACACCAGCACGGUGGACUUAAUGUAAAACAAUGAUUUAAAGGAGUGCCAACUUAGGUUUGAUGGUUUAAAGGAAUUUUACUCCAAAAGAAGUACAAAUGAUGAACAAACUUUGUUCAUGUUUAAAAGUGCGACAAGUACAGGUGGAAGUUACUCGGAUCAAAUAUCCAAACUGAAUAGUGCACAAACAGACUUGAACCGUAACAAACCUUUGACAUUGAAAGACAAGGCUGGAUGUGUCUUGAAAUUAGGUGAAUGGAUGGUAUUGAGACCUGCUAUGACCGAGUUACUGUUGUUCAAUCCAGACUUCAAACUUUUUUUUUCCAUUUUUUUAACAACAGGUUAUGAUGUCAUGCUAUAGCCAAACGUAACAGGCAUGAUACUGACAGACGCCAAAAAACGUCUUUUACGUUAAGGACGUAUAGUGGUGUUUCCUCAGGAACUGGUUCUUGCUGCAUAGCACUUGGCUUGACUUUGUUUUUAAAAAUCCUGCAUUUACAAAUAGGUAAGACAAAUAAAACAAAUUAGUCACUCAAUAACAGGCCAGAUUUUCUCUUAAAACCAAACUUGCUUUUCCUCUUGUUUUUUUCCUUUCUAACCUCUGUUACACUGGCAUGUUGUUCAGCUCGAGUCCCCAGCACUACAGGGUUGAACAAUCAAUCAGAAAGACUACUGCAGAAUGCAGUACUGUGGCCUGGGAUUGUACAGUACUUUAUGCCUCGUGGCAUAACAGACAAAGAGUUGAUUGUAGGGUUUGUUUCCCUGAAGCUUGUUUGCCACCAUGGGGCAAAACCCUACUGUUCUAAGUGCCUGCACAGCCUGAUUUUUUGAAUUUUAAACUGUCACUAGAAAUGUAGAAAGGUUUUCAAAUACAACACUGAGAGCUUGUUUUUCACACUGACGUCUGCAGACGUUUACAUUCAGCAGGCUUCACUGCUUCUGCUCAGGUCAACUGCACUGAGAUUAUGUUUGGGUCAGAAACAGUGUUACAUAAUUUAAAGAACAGGACAUUUGGAACAAGUUAAGUAUUACAAACAAAUUACAAAUUAAGAUGUUUGCUCCGUUGUUUCUUGUGUUGAGUGUUGUAAAAAACCUGAUCAAAGAAAACUCAAUCAAAGAUUGUUGAAACGUGUCCUGACAAGUUAUAGUUAUUGAAAUCAAACAUCUGACGUUUUCCUGGUACUGUAGCUGUGUUUAAUGGGUUUCUUUGUUAAAAAUUUUAGCAUUAUUUUCCCUAAACAAAGUGACGACUCAGGCGUGAUUCCAACCACACAGGUCUGUUUGGAGCCAUAAUUUUACUGCUUUUAAGACUUUGUUGUGUCUGAGUGUCAAAAAUGUUUUGGCAUCAUCACAUCCUCGGCUCUGCAGUUAACCCUUCUUUGUCACCAACAGAGGUUCACUGCCUUCUUAUGUAAGGUCUGCCAGUGAAGGAAAGCUGCGUUGUGUAAGCCUUGGGAUUUUUACAAAGAAAUGUUGUCAUGAGCCGCCAACGUCUAUGGCGCUCUGGGCAUCGUAACAACUGAUAAAACGUCCAAAAGACCAAAGUGAGAACAUUUUAGACUUCAACAGUGUAUUUAAUAUCAACGCGGACCUGCCGGUUCAGCUUAUUUGAUCAGAGUUUUCACUCAACGAUACCUGAUCCUCUGUUUGUCCUUGUUUUUGUUGUAGGAAUUGGCAGAGAUUGAGAUGGAUGGGUUUUUAACCUGUUUUUUUGUCCUGCAGUUGUAGAGUAAAGGCCACAAACAUCCACAGACAAAUUCACAAUUAUUUUCAGAAAGUGGCUAACAUUGACUGUACUAUAUAGUAAUAUACAUGAACACUACAGUACAUCAUUGUCAGGAAAUCCAACAUAGAUCCUAAAACUUCCCUUCAGCAUGAAUUUUGAUAGUUCCCAUGACGUUUUUGUUUUUUUAACAUGCACUAUGUUUUUUAUGUUUCCCAGUUUUAUGAAUUAAAAAUUAAAUAAAAAAAUCUGAAAAUAUAGCUAAAUUAUUUAAAAGUAACCAAAUCUUAAAUAAGGUUAAAGUCAGCUUAAUUUAACAAAUUAACCGUUUAGUUCAAUCGAUAGUUUGUAAUGUCUUUAAGCUAGGCAAGUAGAAGCUUACAUCAGAGAAACAUAUAAUUAGUAAUUUGGCAAAUUAGUCAGAAAAAACACAUUGCAAAAACAAAAAUCCAAAAAAACGAAGGAAGGAAGGAAAGUGAACUAUCUGUCAUUGUGACACACAACAAAAUGUGACCUCUGCAUUUAACCCA